UUCCCUCUCUCUCUCUCUCUCUCUCUCUCUCUCUGCAACUCAUUCAUGCCAAUUCCUGCAGCUGUCUCCUUCUUUCUGUUGCGGUGUCCUUCCACCACCGCCGUCUUGCUGCUGGCCACCUUCCGCUUCCUCGCACAAGUAGCCAGCACGUAACUGUCUCCCACACACACACACAGAUACACACACAAACACACACACACACACAGCCUGAGCGCAACAGCGCGUGCAAGGUCGAAAGUACGCAACUUUUAUGAGCGCCUUAACGGACGGAGCGGAGACACCUGACUCAGCCUUGCUCUUUGUGAUUAUCUCCCAAGUGGGAAUAGGAAUGUGGGCUACAAGUGGAACCGAGUGUCAAAGGUCAAACCCCUGCCCGUGACGGACACCAUGACCUCCGACCUGAACCUGAGCUCCCUGUUGAACGUGAGCGACCUACACAAUCAGUCACGAGGAUGCUCGCUCACCAAGACGGGCUUCCAGUUCUACUACCUGCCCACCGUUUACAUCAUGGUCUUCAUCACGGGCUUGGUGGGCAACAGCUUGGCCAUCUGGAUGUUCGUGUGCCACAUGCGCCCGUGGAGCGGCAUCUCCGUCUACAUGUUCAACCUGGCGCUGGCCGACUUCUGCUACGUGCUCUCGCUGCCCUUCCUCAUCUUCUACUACUUCAACAAAACCGACUGGAUCUUCGGCGACGUGCUGUGCCGGCUUCAGCGCUUCAUCUUCCACGUCAACCUCUACGGCAGCAUCCUGUUCCUCACCUGCAUCAGCGUGCACCGCUACACUGGAGUGGUGCACCCGCUCAAGUCCCUGGGCCGGCUCAAGAAGAAAAACGCCGUCAUCACCAGCGCCCUGGUGUGGGCCGUGGUGGUCCUGGCCAUCUCGCCCAUCCUCUACUACUCGCGGACGGGCUCCAAACGCAACGCCACCACCUGCUACGACACCACCACCGAGGAUGAGCUGCCCGGUUACUUCAUCUACAGCAUGACCUUGACCGUCUUCGGCUUCUGCGUCCCGUUCAUCAUCAUUUUCGCCUGCUACGGCAUGAUCGUCAAAGCCCUGAUCUGCAACGACAUGAAUAACGCGCCCCUGCGGCAGAAAUCCAUCCACCUGGUCAUCAUCGUCCUGGCCGUCUUCGCCGUCUCCUACCUGCCUUUCCACGUUAUGAAGAACCUGAACAUGCGGGCCCGGUUGUACUUCCAGAGCCCGGCCAUGUGUGACUUUAACAACCGCGUCUACGCCACCUAUCAGGUGACCCGCGGUCUGGCCAGCCUCAAUAGCUGCGUGGACCCUAUCCUCUACUUCCUGGCCGGCGACACGUUCAGGAGGAAGCUGUCGCGGGCCACCAAGAAGCCCUCCAAGAAGGGCGACAACGCGCUGCAGUCCAAAAGCGAGGAGACGGCACUUAACAGUCUGGCGGAGUACGUGGAGAACGGCGAGCGGCGGAUGUGACCCGACAGUGUUGGAUAACAGAACCGACCCGGAAGGGCCAUUUUGACCCCUAUGUGGAUACGCUCUUGUGAUGUGUCACACUGGCCACAAUAUUAGGUACACCAAAGUACAAGGAUGCGCCAUUUUGUCGUGAUCUCUCAUGCCCGGUCGACGUCCAUUCAUACAUGUAUUUAUGCGUAUUGUAUUUAUCUGCGUGACCUUGACUCGUCGUAGCACUUUCUGUAACAAGCUGCAUAAAGAACAGAAUAAGCGCGACGGAAAACGGAUGGAUGGAGAUGUCCAAACAGCCGCGUCAAUCAAAAGCAUCACCGUCCUUGUAAUCAUCACGCCGUGCCUAAUAUUGUGGCCUUUGCGUCAAUCCCAAGGUCUCGUACUCUGGAGUAAAAAAAAAAGAAAAAAGGUUUUGCUCUUGAAUUUGCCGAAGCGUAAAAGGAAAUUUUAAAGAUCGGAACCUGCACUCAGCAGUCACUGAGCGUGUUCUCCAUCGAGGGCCGUUAAGCAGCUUCUUUGGGGGGUCGUAAUAGACUUGUAAGGACACAACAUUAGGUACACCUAAUGAUAGUACAAAAGCUUUGUCAUACUGAUUUAUGCUACAAGACGUGUUUUGGAUCUCGUUAGAUUCUGUUCCUAAUGAAGUGUCCGGUGAAUACACUUACUGAGAUGGAGAUUGAAAUGCACUAGACUGAACGAGGGGGGAGUGGGGAGGGGGUCCCUGCCUCCCCUCUUCUCUUCCUCCCUACUGCGGACCGCUUUGUCAGCUUGCCGUGUGGCCACCAUCUUGUUAACCUGCACAGACAAGAAGAAAACAAGAAGAUCAAUGCCAACAGUAUUUUGUGUAUAGGACAUUGUCAUGAAUGUUCUCGUCGCUGUACAGGAUGUCGUUUAAUAUGUGGACGUGGAGUCUGGUAGCAAAUACUGUCGCUAAAACUUGACUAACUGUUGAUUGCAACGUGAAUAAUAAAUGUUUUAAAAGAGAGACACUUGGUGAUACCGCAUGGGCCAAUUGGAAGUUGGCUCAAAAAUGGUGCUUCAUAUAGCACAUGUUGCUUUUCCAUUAGAGCGCCUCGGUUGAUUAAUAACGGUGAGAAAGGACAACUUUGGAUAAGAUGUAACUUUUAAAAAGUUAAUACGAGAGAGGCACUCAAUGUCCUCCAUUGUUAGCGUGUCUGGUUUGCUAACUGUUAACGCACGGCCGUGUUGUACUUGCACAGUCUCGACUUUCAGUCUCUGACAUUUUUCUUCUUUACCCAAUACAAAAAAGUAAAUACAGAAUGCCCUCGUGGCUUGUUGACCGAUGGAUGAGAUCCACGCCGGGGGAUUUUUUUGCACUUUGCCGCAGUAGGAGGAAAUGAAAGUGUAAGCUGUCCUCUUUUCUUACUCGUAUCAACGGUCGUCAAUGACCUUUCGCUUUCAAAAUUUCUGAGAAGACGCAAUGGACUGAGGGGAAGAAUAAAAUAAAGGAGCAGCACGUCUUUUGUGUCGGCCAGGAAGGGGAACCAAUCUCCCCGCUUGGCAUGUGAAUAAAAACAAGCUUUCGAUUUUCUUCUUCACUCGGGCGCCUGAAGGUGAUAAAAGCCUUUGUUCUGGCUGUUUUGUUGCUUUUUUUUUUUCUUCUCAAAAAGUUAAGCGUUUGACAGUUGUCUUUAAAUCUCGGUGAUUGAUGUCUUGGCUUGUGGCUGCCCUUUGAGUCAAGACAGGAAGGACCAAAUUUGCAAUCAAACUGUUGCACAAAAACAGAUUUGAGCAACACGCUGGAUUUGCGUGAUAUUUUUGAUAGUGAUUUUUUUUUUGGUGGGGUUGUUGUUGAGUACAAGUUGGUGAUAGUUUUGUGAUAAAACCGCAGGUGGAUCAGUACGCCGUGGUCCUGUUGUUGUUGUUACCGUGACAACGGGGGUGGCAGCAUUUGCCUCGACAGUUGCUUUUUGUGAGCGGGCCAAAACGGGGGAAACGUACUGUGGGAACUAAACACAGACCCACAAUCCUGCAUUUCCUGUGGUGGAAGCCACAACUCCCCGUUACACAAUGAAAUUGACGCCCUCCGCUACACAAUACGGUAACAUUGAGUUCCCGUGUAAACGACAAUGGCGGACUUUCAUUUUUUUUGGGGAAGCAUUUACUGUAGAAGAGGUUUGCCAGCUUGGCAUAUCUCACACUUCACUGACAGCCAAUGACUCAGACUGUGUGAGUCAUUGGCUGCGUUGUGUUUUUCUUCACAUGAAUGGAACGGAAUGUCAUUUGUCACUUUUAACAAUUUGAUGACAUUUUUCAUUGCCUUCUCUUGUUUUGUUGGAUAAUAAUGAUCCAACAAAGCUGUGAUAGGAUACAAUAUAAUGUGAAUUGGUGUAAAAUAAGAGAUUAUUGUGUCUUAGAUUGGGGCGCAAAAUUCAAAAUGGCGUCGGUGAUAAGUGAUCUGUGAUUGGCUGUAAGCAAGCAAAUCAGUGAAUGGGAGGGGAGUGACAAAAGUAAAUAGACAAAAAGUAAACAUAUAAAGUUGACUUUCAGUAUCACGAUGGCCAUCCCACCAAAAUGUUACUGGCUCCGCCCCUUUUUGUCCAAUUGGGCACGUUGCAGCUCAUCAUGCUUUUUGUCCCCCUUUUAAAUGAUUUUGUAAUAUUGUACAAUUGUAAAUAACAUUAGGAACUGGUCUUUUAAAAAAUGAAAGAAAAGUCACAUUUGGCCAGGAGUACUUAGAGGUGGCGGGGGGGCAAGUAGCCCAUCCAUCAUGUUGUCAUUCAAUGUGAACAUCCAGAUUGUAACAGUGUCCACAAUAUGGGUGUCAGGAUGAUGAAGAGCGUAUGGCUGCAGCACCCGACGAUGCUAUCGCGAGCCGGCCAGAUACCCACUUGGGCCGUUACUUUCCACAGCGUCAGCCCAGCGAGUUGAAUGUCUCUGUAUGUUGGGAAGGAGGGAGCUUUUGACUUUACACGUCCAUCAUGUUGACAGCAGUUUGGGUGCAAUGGGGGGGUAGUCCCGCAUGAAUUUGUGAACGCUGCCCGGCAACUAGAUUUUUUUUUUUUUUUAAUGUCGCCAUUAUGCAGGUGACCUAACUGCCAGACUGACUUCCCAGCGCAGCUAUGUAUCACCUUUAAAGGUCAGUCACACAUUACAACGCUCUCGAGCAGACACCCGCUCAAUCUGGAAGGACCAAACAAAGUUUUAGGUGCGGGAUGAAAUUGCAUAUUUCUGAGGUGGGGUUCAUUUGCUUCGAGCGCGACCUCAAGCGAUGCAACCUGUCAUAACUGACACUUGACAUGUUUCCCUUCUGCAUUUAUGCAUUAAAAAAAAAAACUGGAAGAUAAAUUUCCAAUCUGGUGAAAAGAUGAAAGGCCGACGGCAAACGGAGCGACAUGACGGUCAAGUGGGUGUCAGAGCAAGAUGUACUGACCCGCCGGCCUGCUUGAUAAGUGAGGUGGGACUUGAGUAUUUGAGAUAAGCUGAGGUGAAAUGCAAAAGAAAAAAAAAUGAGGAGGGAGGCGACGAGAUAAGGGAACUCAAGACGCCGAAAUCUACAGUAAGCUGAAAGUUAAUAUGCUGGGUGCUUAGACAUAAAGAUGCAUUGAGAUAAUGAGAUACCAUACCAUGAAUUUGGAUGGAUCUAAGCUAGCUAGAUAAGAUCAUGCAGUUCUGCGAUCUAAAUUUCAGCUAAACGCAAUCAUAACAGUCAGUGUCAAAGUCUAGGAAUAGCACGAGUCUAAAUUGCCGCACGCCGAUUGUAGUCAUCACGUGUAAGCACGUGUCGGAAUUUACGAUCUCAGAAGACGCCGCCGCCGCCUUUGGAUGAUAUUACCGCCUACGCUCUCUCUUGCAGUGACCUGUGAAGAAGAAUGAUCCGCCCAAAAGUAUCUAUCGGGCCACUCUGUGUGUUUUCACAAGUGGAUUCAUAACACCUCAUACGCUGAGAAAGCUGACACUUGCUUCACUGUUGUUUUUCUUAUCUCCUGCUCUUGCUGUUUGUUUUGGUGUGUUUAAAGCCGGGAAGGAAGACAUUAGGGACGCGGUGAAAAAAAAUAAGAGAACGCUCCCGCUUUGCUUGUUUUAAUGCAUCAUUGCUUCUAUAAAUAUAUAGCAUAUUAAAGUGGACAUUUUAGGUAUCCGUAUUAUUUUUUUUUUACAUAGAAUAAGAGUUCCUGGCAGGCGAAAUAAAAUGUUUCUGACAUUCUUCCGACAAAAAAAAUAAUGUGCUUGUGUGUGUAUGUCCUCAACUUAUCUUGCUCCUCACAGAAGUUAAAGAAUAUCUGACGUUUUUAUUGACUGUCUAAAAGUGUUGCUGCAGCAUUUGUGUUCAAAUUGGUGGUGUUUAAAGGACCCUUGCUUGAGACUAAACGCAAAGUCAGCUAUUUUGGUUUGAAUCAAUCUUAAACUUAGACGAAGUUCUACUCGGAAAGUUGCCUGAACGUGCCGCAAUCGACUUGAGACGUUUUCCGUCUUUGAUUGGUACAUUUUUAUGUGUUUGUUUACACUGUAGCGUUUUGCCGCCCGUGAAAGCCGAUCCAGUCGUCCUGGAUUCCCCGCUAAACUUAGCUGUUGCUCCUUGACGGUGACCGAGCACUUUUUUUUCUCAGCCUACCGGCCCGCUGUCUCAUCUUACUCAGUGUGCAUCAAGUCACUAAUAUGGAAGAUAUGGAUCGGGGUGCGGGUUUGCGGGAGCGAGGAAACCGUUGUUGACAACUUAGAUGCUACUUUCAAGGUCAAGUCAAUGCCAAUGUUUGAAGAGCUAUAACCACGGAGACGUGACAUGUCACGAUGAAGUAACAAGAUGAUACAACACAACACGAGAGUCACGAGUGCCGUGUCUCUUAAAAACUCUUCUACUUCAAAGCAGUCAGUCGGUUUGCAAUAUUAAAAAAAAUGACAGCGUGAUAAAUUGCGAUAAAUGAAUUUUUCUGUCUACGAGUCGGUAAAGCUUAUAAAUGGCUCACUGCGUUGACUUUGACAAAGUGGUGUUGUCCUUGUUAAUCAAUUUGCUUUCAUAGUUUAUCUUCUUUCUGUCAGAUGACUCCAGGAAUUCCUUUCAUUUUAGAUUGAUAGUUGUACAUUGUCUGGAUCCCUAAUAAGCAUCCAUUUUAAUUCAAAGCAGCAAUUUGGAUGGAUGCAGAGAGAUAGACUGAUCACAUUCAACAAAGACUGAACAUUUUCAACAAUGAAGGACUCGUAGCACCAAUGACAUUUCACCCUUUGACCCCUUUCACUGUGGUGGUCUGUAUGGCUUAUUAAUCCGGGCCACAUAAAGUAUGAAAGCUGCCAUUGUGGAGCCCAAAUAAAGAUGCCGUGUCUUCUUA
This is a messenger RNA of Syngnathus acus (greater pipefish), 6728 nucleotides long. It is a transcript of the gene p2ry1, whose product is annotated as purinergic receptor P2Y1. The transcript has 2 exons. Gene Ontology annotation, molecular function: A1 adenosine receptor binding; G protein-coupled ADP receptor activity; ATP binding. Gene Ontology annotation, biological process: platelet activation; relaxation of muscle; phospholipase C-activating G protein-coupled receptor signaling pathway. Lineage: Eukaryota; Metazoa; Chordata; Actinopteri; Syngnathiformes; Syngnathidae. Gene Ontology annotation, cellular component: plasma membrane. The coding region runs from base 388 to 1449 and encodes 353 amino acids. The record is from RefSeq and is a predicted model, not a curated record.